This is a messenger RNA of Oncorhynchus gorbuscha (pink salmon), 1493 nucleotides long. RefSeq names its product P2Y purinoceptor 8-like. The record is from RefSeq and is a predicted model, not a curated record. The transcript is spliced from 3 exons. The coding region runs from base 232 to 1299 and encodes 355 amino acids. Gene Ontology annotation, cellular component: membrane. Gene Ontology annotation, molecular function: G protein-coupled receptor activity. Lineage: Eukaryota; Metazoa; Chordata; Actinopteri; Salmoniformes; Salmonidae. Gene Ontology annotation, biological process: positive regulation of Rho protein signal transduction; phospholipase C-activating G protein-coupled receptor signaling pathway.
GGUGAGUGAUAGCGAACCAACAUCAUUGUCAUUGGGCAAGACACAGAACAAAUACUUUAUACCACAUUUCCUGUGUGAUAUGGCUGAUUACACACUUGAAUGUAGCAGCACUGACAGUGCACAUCACAUGUGCAUAAAGUGAUGCUUGUACACCAACCUAAGUGACAGGAGUGGUCACCCUGGUCAACUCCCCCUGUUGAUGUGGUCAAGUUACUGUUGUGGUCAGUCACGAUGAACAUCUCAGUAGAGGUGGCCAGAGGGGUCAACAAUGCCACCCUGGAGAUGCUGGUCAGUCCUGUGAUGACCGUGGCUGUGCCUGUUAUUUACCUGUCUGUGUUCGUGUGCAGUACCCCCUGCAACCUGCUGUCUCUGGUAGCGCUGCUGAACGUCCAUUACAAACGCCACACUCCCACGUCUGUGUUUGCCAUCAACCUGUCGCUGGCAGACCUGCUCUACAGCGCCUUCCUGCCCCUACAGGUGUUGUACCACCUGUGGGGUAAUGACUGGCCGUGGGGCGCUGCCCUCUGUGGCCUCACCACCACAGCCCUCAACUGCAACAUGCAUUGCUCCGUCCUCACCACCUGUGCCAUUGCGCUCGAGCGCUACUGCGGUGUCGUACGCCCGCUACGCACCAAACACUGGCGCACCGCCCGGAGAGCCACCAUCACCUGCGUCCUCAUCUGGGCAUUUGUUCUGAUUACUCAGACACCCUUGAUCCUCCGUGACCUCACCCUCCGGGUCGUCGAGCUAAACAUCACGACCUGCUUCGACGUGCUUCCACGUAAACUGUUCAUUCACCAAUCAGUAGCCUAUCUCUACUUCCUAGUUGUUCUGCUGAUGUUCUACGUGUUACCUUUAGUCGUCCUGGUCAGCUGUUACGUUGCCGUGGCCAGAGGCCUGCACAGGUCGUUGCCGACGGCAGCUGAAGGCAGUGAUGGUAAGAUGGAAGUGUUGUCAAGGCGACGGGCUCAGACCACAGUCGCCUUGGCAACCCUGUGCUUUGUGGUGUGUUACCUACCAACCAUCACCCUUCAUGGCCUGCACGUAGUCUUCCACACCCAGGGCAAGAGCCUGUACAGAUACUAUAAACUAGCGCUGAGCAUCAACAGCCUCAACUGCUGCUUUGACCCGUUUGUGUACUACUUUGCGUCGAGGGAGUUUCGUCUGGCUCUGAGGAGGCUGCUGGGGCGGUGUGUCCCACUGGGAGAGGGGGAGGAGCUUGGGACCUCUGAGCUGGUGUCCAUGACUGGGGAGCCUAGGGAAUCUAAGGACCACUACUUGGCCGUAGUUGAUCACUAGAUAGUCAUGCUGGAAUGGACUCAGUAUGCAGAUGCCAUAGCAAAAGACCCAAACUCUAUUUUGUUAUUUUAUGGACAGACCCUGUGUGGUCUUCAUUAUAAAGCAGUUUAUGCAAUUGUUGUCGAUGCUAAUUUUUAUAGUUAUUCUGCCUUCAUUCCGUUGACAUUUAUUAUUGAAUAAAUCUUAGACAUGCA